ACUUUCAAAUAAAAAAUUCUUAGAUCAAGCAUGUAAAUUAAAGAAAUAAAAAAUUCAUUAGCCUUUCGACGAUUUGCUUCCAGAACUGAGGGGAAAGGUGUCCUUUCAAAAUGUGCAAUAAGGAUUGUUGCGCCCUCAAGACUGCGCUGCAGAUACGACGAAUGAAAAUUUUGAUCGAACAGCGACGGCAGGAAGAAGCCAAUGCCAAGCCCAAAGAUAUUAUCGUAACGCCCGACAGCCUGAUCUAUAGUUAUGACGAUAUUGAACAGAUGGCCAAAUAUAUAAUUAGCCGAACCGAGAUAAGACCCAAAUUUGGCAUAGUGUGUGGAUCUAAUUUGGAUACGUUAGCCGAAUUGAUUGACAAUCCGAUUGUCAUAGACUAUACGGAUAUACCGAAAUUUCCGGAAUACACGGCACAAGGCCUCAACAGCAACAAACUGUUUGUGGGCAGGUUAAAUGGGGCGACAGUGAUUGCCCUGCAGGGACGCUUGCAUCACUACGAGGGCAAUCCCCUGGGCAGCUGCUCGAUGCCGGUGCGAGUGCUAAAGCUGUGCGGUAUCGAAUAUUUGUUUCUCACCUGUACAGCAGGUGCGGUCAAUAAGAACUAUAGAGUUGGCGAUAUAGUGCUCGUUAAGGAUCACAUCAAUUUGUUGGGCUGGUUCGGCAAUAAUCCACUUAAAGGACCCAACGAUUUGCGCUUCGGCGACCGGCACGUCAAUAUGGCUAAUGCGUAUGAUGUGGACCUGAUCGAGAAGGCGCUGGAAAUUGGCCUAGAGAUCGGUCAGGAGGAUCGCAUACAUCCGGGUGUCUAUGCUUGCCUGGGUGGCCCCGUAUACGAGACUUUGACCGAACAUAAAUUUCUGCGAAACAUUGGCGUCGAUGCCGUCGGCAUGUCGCUCGUUCAGGAGGUAAUUUACGCGCGUCAUUGCGGCCUGAAGGUGUUCUCAUUUAGUCUGAUCAGUAUGCCAGCCAUUGAGCAUCCGGAUGUUCCCGAAAAUGUUCGUGAUAUGGCGAUACACCAAGGAACAAUUGUCGGCGCGGAGCUACUUUCGCGCAUGCUAUACAAAAUACAUAACAACUUGUGACCAAAGCGACAAAUUAAAAAACAUACAACAAAUUA
Molecule: messenger RNA, 1120 nt
Organism: Drosophila montana
Lineage: Eukaryota; Metazoa; Arthropoda; Insecta; Diptera; Drosophilidae
Product: purine nucleoside phosphorylase
Exons: 2
Coding region: 111-1085 (324 amino acids)
Biological process (GO): nucleoside metabolic process
Cellular component (GO): cytoplasm
Molecular function (GO): purine-nucleoside phosphorylase activity
Source: RefSeq, a predicted model, not a curated record